Molecule: messenger RNA, 600 nt
Organism: Acanthosepion pharaonis
Lineage: Eukaryota; Metazoa; Mollusca; Cephalopoda; Sepiida; Sepiidae
Source: the annotation of a GenBank genome assembly
AUGCUUCUGCUUCUCAUAAUACCAUUAUUCUUCUAUUUUCUUCUGUCUCGCAGUCUCGACCCGGCAAAUGCUACUCGCAUUUUAAAAGGCCCUUUAUCUAGGCAGCCUUUGAAUUCUUAUCUCUUUACUCUUUCUUUGUUGCUUAUCGGUAUCUAUCUAUCUAUCUAUCUAUCUAUACAUCUAUCUAUCUAUCUAUCUUAUUUUUUAACAAUGAGGAUCUUCACUUUUUUUUUCUAUUCCUUUAUGUCUGUCUGUUUAUUUCGUUUUUUUCUAUUUCUCUCUUUCUCUCUGGCACUGUGUUUUUCUUUUCAUAUUAAGUCUCUCCUCCCCCCCUCUCUCUCUCUAUCUCUCUCUCUCUCUGUCACUUUGUUUUCUCCUUUCUUUCUAUUCCUUUAUAUCCCUGUUUUAAUUGGUUUCUUUUUUGCAUAUUCUUUAUGCAUCACACAUAAAUGCACCUCUCUCUCUCUCCCUAUCUCUCUCUCUCUCCUUCCUUUCUUUUCCCUCUUUAUCUUUCUCAUUAUGAUUCUUCUUGACUCCUUUUAUAUGUCUCCUUUUUGUCUCCUAUUCUCUGAUCCGUUCGUAUUAGCAGCACCUCAAUGA